AUGAGGCAGUGGCUUGCAUUUAAAGCCCCCAUUCCGGGAUGGCCACAACAGCCGCACUCUGCGCCAGUCGUCGACACGGCAGGCCAACCCACACAGGCUCAGAACAUCGUGGCAGCAGCCCUGGUGUCCACGGCGCAAGCGGGCAUCCCAAAGGAACCGGUGGACUUUCCCCUACCUCCUGGCUCCGACGAGGAAGGGGACAUGGAUCUGUCCCACACACGCAAAAGGAACCGCGACGAUGACAGCAGCGACGAAGAACAGAUGGCGCUGAAGAAGCUGCCAGUCCCUCUAUCGAGUCCGGAGAACCAUGAUGAGGACAAGGCCAAGAGCAGUGACCUCUCGGCGCAAAGUGGAGGCUCCACGGCCUGCCCACCCACUGCCAGGAGCUUAGAUGGUGCCUCAUCUGCAACCACCGCUUCGACCAGCGAGGCCCACGAGGGUGCCGCUCAGACGGCACCGACUAGCCUCCCGCCCGUCGAAUCAGGUGGUGCAGCUACAGCGGAGGACAGCAGCUCAGACACCACUGCCCUGCUGGCCAGAUCCACCCUGACCGCUACGCAGGACCUUACUGCGUCCGAUGGUGAUGACAUGGAGGAGGACAUCGAGGCUGAAGACUGUGCUGCCAAGCGGAAAGGCACCAAGGCGGCCCCACCAACUGCGGCGGACUUCCUCAAGACUGCAAAAGCGAGAGCCCCGGCUCGAAAGGCCAAAAAGAGAAGUAAGAAGGUCAAGAAGGCGACUCGUCAACAGCAAGCACCUGCAACACAAGGUGCUACUGACAGCCCCUCCUCCCAGCCUCCCUACUCCCCUCCCGCCGGAGCCAAAGCUGCGAACAGCAGCAAAGACACAACUCCCGCUGCCCCUCCCCCACCAGCCGAGGAAUACUUCAAGGAGGUCUGCAGCAAGGCAGCUAGCCGCCGGGCCAGAAAACUCGCGUCUGCUGCACUGCCUGUGGACUCUGCAGUUGUCGGCACGGUGCUCUUCAAGCCAUCUGGCCCAGGGGCUCUUCCCAGGGCUCCCCCCGGCUGA
This is a messenger RNA of Rhipicephalus sanguineus (brown dog tick), 1029 nucleotides long. RefSeq names its product nucleolar and coiled-body phosphoprotein 1. The coding region runs from base 1 to 1029 and encodes 342 amino acids. The record is from RefSeq and is a predicted model, not a curated record. The transcript has a single exon. Lineage: Eukaryota; Metazoa; Arthropoda; Arachnida; Ixodida; Ixodidae.